This is a messenger RNA of Halichondria panicea, 2564 nucleotides long. RefSeq names its product prestalk protein-like. The transcript is spliced from 4 exons. The record is from RefSeq and is a predicted model, not a curated record. NCBI's taxonomy places the organism in Eukaryota, Metazoa, Porifera, Demospongiae, Suberitida, Halichondriidae. Bases 1 to 2484 code for a protein of 827 amino acids.
AUGUAUUCACACAUUUACAAACACACAGAGAUACUCACUUGCCCCUCAUUAAGUCCCCCAACUAACGGAGCUAUCACAUUCACUCCUGGUGCUGACAACAGCAACAUUGGACUGGGCUCAGUGGCUACCUACUCUUGUAACCUUGGCUAUGUGCUAGUGGGACACACCACCAGAGCGUGUCAAAGCUUAUAUGGGGGAGCAUCGGCAGCUUGGAGUGUAAAUCCACCAGUUUGCCAGGAGGCAGUCUACUGUCCUGUGCUAACGGCCCCUGGUAAUGGUAGUGUGACGGUCAGCUCUGGAUUCAACCCCCUCAGUGUGGGGUCAGUGGCUACAUACUCAUGUGACCCAGGCUACGCCCUCCUAGGAACCACCACCAGGAAUUGUGCGAACCCAGACAGUGACUCAGUGGGAACAUGGACUGGAGCAAUGCCGGAAUGCGAAGUCAUUCUUUGCGCUGAGUUGUCGGUUCCUGACAACGGCACCCUUGUGAUUAGUUCUACUCUGCUUGGUGUGGGUACUACUGCCAGCUACACCUGUAACCAAGGUCAUGUUCUGGUUGGUGAUGUCACUAGGACUUGUCAGGACACUAGCGGAGGGACUGCUACUAUAGGAACAUGGAGCGAAAGUGACCCAACAUGUGCUGUACCUAACAGAGCUAUGAUAGAUUGUCAAGAUACAGCUUGCCGAUAUGAACAGCUGGUGUGCCCAGAACAAGAUAACUGCACCGUAGAUUGCUAUGACUCAAGAUCGUACGCUUGCUUCCAGACUGACGUGUAUUGUCCGAGUGGGAGAGGAGAUUGUACGCUCAACUGUGACGACUCUUACGCCUGUCUACAAGCUAACACAACAUGCCCUCAGGGAGACUGCAUUGUGAACUGCCUGAACGACUACACCUGUUUGAGCUCAGCUUUUGAAUGCUCUGGAGACAACUGCAUCUUCAACUGUCAGAGACAAGAGUCGUGUUCUAAUUCAAUCAUGGAAUGUGCAAGUGAAAAUUGCACAAUGAAUUGUGUUGGGAGCCGAUCUUGUAUUGGACUAGUAACUACAGAAUGCUCAAGAGAUAACUGUCUCUACAAUUGUGCUGGGAGUAGUUCUUGUAAUACCUUAACUACUGAAUGCUCGGGAGAUAACUGCCUCUACAAUUGUGCUGGGAGCAGUUCUUGUACCAGCUUGACUACAGAAUGCUCAGGAGAUAACUGCCUCUACAAUUGUGCUGGGGGAGGUUCUUGUAAUAGCUUAACUACAGAAUGCUCAGGAGAUAACUGCCUCUACAAUUGUGCUGGGAGCAGUUCUUGUACUAGCUUGACUACAGAAUGCUCAGGAGAUAAUUGCCUAGUAGACUGCCUGUCUUACUCAUGCCAACGCUCAAACAUUCAAUGCACGAGUGGUAACUGUACGGUAAAUGGCAGAGGUUACUAUUCUCUUCGAUACUCAACAGUUUCUUGCCCACCAGAUGGACUGUGUGUUGUCAACUGUACGGAUCGAUACGCUUGUCAAAACUCCCAGCUCACAUGUCCCAGUGGAGGAAACUGUGUUUUUAAUUUCCAUGGGGACCGUUAUUCUUCUGAUUAUCGUUAUGAUGAUUAUAUUGGAAGGUACACAACUAUUUCAUGCCAAGAUAACAGUACCUGCAGUAUCUACUGUAGUGGCCGAAACGCAAACAAUGACCACCAAUGCUCCAGCUCUCGCAUCACCUGCUCAGAGAGUGGGGACUGUAGUGUAGAGUGCAGUGGGUACUACUCUUGCCAGUCUUCAACCAUUGUCUGUGGUCGUGACAGAGAGUGCUUGAGUUGCAGCGGCUCGUCCUCUUGCUUCCGUGCAACCAUCACACUUCCUAACAUUGAUAGAGCAAACUUAAAUUGCACUGGAUCGUCCUCAUGCCGGAUAGCAAGAAUCACCUGUCCAAUUAACAAUGAAUGUGCAAUAAAUUGUAGCAGCUCGUCUUCUUGCUACGGUGCAACCAUUACACUUCCUAUCACUGAGACAGGCAGUUUAAGUUGCACUGGAUCUUUCUCAUGCAGGAGUGCAAGAAUAACGUGCCCAAAUAAUAACACCUGUACGAUCAAUUGUGACGGCCAGUCUUCUUGCAGUAGUGCAACCAUCACACUUCCCAACACUGGCACAGGAACUUUAAGUUGUACUGGCCAGUCUUCUUGCAGCAGUGCAACUAUCACACUUCCCAAUAUUGAUACAGCCAGCUUAAAUUGCACUAGUGGAAGCACAUGCCAGAAUUCAAGAAUCACCUGCCCAAACAACAACAAUUGUACAAUACAUUGUGACGGCCUGUACUCUUGUAACAAUGCCGGAGUGACCUGUCCCACUGGAGACCACAGCUGCAACAUCCUCUGCACUGACCCACUGUCCUGUCAAGGCUUGAGUAUCACCAACACACACAACGUCUACCUACAAUGCUGCGGUGGUCUGUCCUGUGCCGGAACUACUGUCACCCCAUCCUCAACAGAGUGUCCAUACAUACACAACUGAUUUAAGAAAGCAUCGAUUAAAUAGAACUUCUUUAUAGUACUGCAUUAGUGGAACGAAUAUUAGAACUAUAAGAUGAACAU